Messenger RNA from Zingiber officinale, 4140 nucleotides. RefSeq names its product ubiquitin C-terminal hydrolase 12-like. The record is from RefSeq and is a predicted model, not a curated record. Gene Ontology annotation, biological process: protein deubiquitination; regulation of protein stability. Bases 192 to 3707 code for a protein of 1171 amino acids. Gene Ontology annotation, molecular function: cysteine-type endopeptidase activity; protein binding; cysteine-type deubiquitinase activity. The transcript is spliced from 31 exons. Gene Ontology annotation, cellular component: nucleus; cytosol. Lineage: Eukaryota; Viridiplantae; Streptophyta; Magnoliopsida; Zingiberales; Zingiberaceae.
GCUUGAUCCCGUCGAAGGGCUCGUCCUCUUCCUUUCCUCCCGAUCCACGUCUGCCGCCGGCGAUUCUCCGCUUCGGAUCGGAUUCUCCUACGCCAUCGCCGCAGCAACCGACCACCCAUGACUACGAUGACGCCGCCCCCUCCUGACGGAAUGCGCGUCUGUGCCUGCUCUCCAUCUCGGGAUGAAUUGCGAUGUCUAUUGACCCCUAUCAUGAAUCUACUUGGGCGUCUUUUCUCAAUCGAGGCAUAGUUGUUUUGGGUGGAUCUGACACUGAUUCGCGUGACUCGGCUUUUUUGCAGCAGCAGGGGGACGAGGAGAUGCAGGUGCCGCAUCAGGAGUUCGCGGAGGGACCUCAGUCGAUGGAAGUUAUAUCGGCCGACGCAGCAACUGCACCGGAGAGCCAACCGAUGGAGGAUCCUCCUACGUUCAAAUAUAGGUGGACAAUUGAUAAUUUAUCCAGGUCGAACACCAAGAAGCUCUACUCUGAUAUUUUCUACGUUGGAGUGUACAAGUGGCGGGUGCUAAUUUUCCCCAAGGGAAAUAAUAUAGACCACUUGUCUUUAUACCUUGAUGUUGCUGAUUCAGUUAACUUGCCAUAUGGUUGGAGUAGAUUCGCCCAUUUCUCACUUGCAGUUGUCAAUCAAAUUAAUGGAAAGUACACAAUAAUAAAAGAUGCACAACACCAAUUUAAUGCACGAGAAAGUGAUUGGGGCUUCACUUCAUUUAUGUCUCUGAGUGAAUUCUAUGAUCCAAGUCAAGGAUAUCUUGUCAAUGAUACUUGUGUAAUUGAAGCUGAAGUCACUGUACGUAAGGUUGUAGAUUACUGGAGUUAUGAUUCAAGAAAGGAAACAGGUUAUGUUGGCCUUAAGAACCAGGGGGCUACUUGUUACAUGAAUUCUCUUCUACAGACUCUAUAUCAUAUUCCAUACUUCAGAAAGGCUGUUUAUCACAUGCCGACAACAGAAAAUGAUAUGCCAUCUGGAAGCAUUCCCUUGGCUCUUCAGAGUCUGUACUAUAAACUUCAGUAUAGUGAUAACAGUGUUGCUACAAAGGAGUUGACAAAAUCUUUUGGUUGGGACACGUAUGAUUCUUUCAUGCAACAUGAUGUCCAAGAACUUAACAGGGUUCUUUGUGAAAAAUUAGAAGACAAGAUGAAGGGAACUGUGGUUGAGGGUACAAUUCAGAAUUUGUUUGAAGGACAUCACAUGAACUAUAUUGAAUGCAUUAACGUGGACUACAAAUCCACCAGAAAAGAAUCAUUUUAUGAUUUACAGUUAGAUGUAAAGGGUUGUCGAGAUGUUUAUGCUUCAUUUGAUAAGUAUGUUGCAGUAGAGCGGCUUGAGGGAGAUAAUAAAUAUCAAGCAGAAAACCAUGGGUUACAGGAUGCUAAGAAAGGUGUUCUAUUCAUUGACUUCCCGCCAGUUUUGCAACUCCAACUAAAGCGUUUUGAAUAUGAUUUCAUGAGAGAUACAAUGGUGAAGAUAAAUGAUCGCUAUGAGUUUCCACUUCAGUUAGACCUUGAUAGGGAUAAUGGUAAAUAUCUCUCUCCCGAUGCAGAUAGGAGGAUUCACAACCUGUAUACUCUUCACAGUGUUCUUGUACACAGUGGUGGGGUGCAUGGGGGACAUUAUUAUGCUUUCAUCCGACCAUCUUUAUCAGAUCAGUGGUUUAAGUUUGAUGAUGAGCGAGUAACAAAGGAAGAGGCCAAAAAGGCACUAGAGGAGCAGUAUGGCGGUGAGGAGGAGGUUCGAGCAAUAACCACUUUGUUUGAUACUAAUGCCUUAUGGAACUCUGUAUAUGCUAAUUUAGCUUUGACUAUUUGUACCUUGCAGUUACCUCAACCAAAUCCUGGCUUCAACAAUACUCCAUUUAAAUUUACUAAAUACUCAAAUGCUUAUAUGCUUGUGUAUAUUCGUGAAAGUGACACGGAAAAAAUUGUGUGUAAUGUUGAUGAGAAAGAUAUUGCAGAACACCUCAGAAUUAGAUUAAAAAAAGAACAAGAAGAGAAAGAGCACAAGAAGAAAGAGAAAGCUGAUGCUCACCUUUAUACUAUUUUAAAGGUAGCUCGAAAUGAGGAUUUGGUGGAACAAAUUGGCAGAGAAAUAUUUUUUGAUCUUGUGAACCAUGACAAAGUUCGGAGUUUUCGUAUCCAAAAACAACUGCCAUUCCAUCAUUUUAAGGAGGAGGUAGCCAAAGAAUUUGGUAUUCCAGUACAGUUUCUGCGAUUUUGGCUGUGGGCCAAGCGGCAAAACCAUACAUAUCGGCCCAAUCGACCUUUGACCCCCCAGGAGGAAGCACAGUCUGUUGGACAGCUAAGGGAGGUUUCAAAUAAGGCACACAAUGCUGAGCUGAAGCUAUUCAUGGAAGUUGAGCUUGGGCUGGAUCUUCUCCCUCUUGCUCUACCAUCAAAAACCAAGGAGGACAUACUACUUUUCUUCAAGUUCUAUGACCCUGAUAAAGAAGAUCUAAGAUUUGCAGGAAGGCUGUUCGUGAAGGCUCUUGGAAAGCCAACUGAAAUACUCUCAAAACUGACUGAGAUGGCUGGAUUUCCUCCAAAUGAAGAAAUUGAACUUUAUGAGGAGAUAAAGUUCGAACCAAAAGUUAUGUGCGAACACAUCGACAUGCGGCUUUCUUUUAAAUCAAGCCAGCUUGAAGAUGGAGAUAUCAUUUGCUAUCAAAAAGCUAUACCAAUAACAGAUAGAGACCAGUUUCGUUAUCCUGACAUUCCUUCUUUUCUGGAGUAUGUUCGUAAUCGACAGGUUGUUCAUUUUCGAUCCUUGGAGAGGCCAAAGGAGAAUGAUUUUUCCUUGGAGCUAUCUAAACAUUUUUCAUAUGAUGAUGUGGUUGAAAGAGUUGCACCGCUACUUCGCGUCGAUGAUCCAUCAAAAAUUCGUCUCACAGCUCAUAAUUGCUAUUCUCAGCAGCCUAAACCACAACCAAUCAAGUUCCGGGGUGUGGACCACCUUUCAGACAUGCUGGUUCACUAUAACCAGACUUCAGAUAUAUUGUAUUAUGAAAUAUUGGAUAUUCCUCUGUCCGAAUUGCAAGGUUUAAAAACUCUAAAAGUGGCAUUCCACCAUGCCACAAAGGAGGAGGUGGCAAUUCACAGCAUCAGGCUUCCCAAGAAUAGCACUGUAUCUGAUGUAAUCAACAACCUAAAAUCUAAGGUUGAACUCUCUCGUCCUGAUGCUGAACUUAGGUUACUUGAAGUAUUCUAUCACAAGAUCUACAAGAUAUUUCCUCCUGGUGAGAAGAUCGAGAAUAUUAAUGAUCAAUAUUGGACAUUACGUGCUGAAGAGAUUCCAGAAGAAGAGAAAAACCUUGGAUCUCAUGGUCGAUUGAUUCAUGUUUACCACUUUACUAGAGAUCAUAAUCAGAACCAAAUGCAAGUUCAGAAUUUUGGAGAUCCAUUUUUCUUUGUUAUUAGAGAAGCUGAGACAUUAGCAGAUAUUAAGAUACGCAUUCAGAAGAAAUUGCAAAUUCCAGAUGAAAAAUUCUUAAAGUGGAAGUUUGCUUUUAUAUCACUUGGACGCCCGGAAUACCUCCAUGAUUCAGAUGUAGUGUCCAAUCGAUUUCAGAGGAGAGAGAUUUAUGGAGCCUGGGAGCAGUACCUUGGCUUAGAACAUUCUGACACCUCUCCUAAAAGAGCUUACCCAGCUAAUCAGAAUCGACACGCGGUUGACAAGCCUGUGAAAAUUUACACUUGAGAAGUGGCUGGAUCUCUCCCAUGGCAUCCUAUGCUGCCACCGCACCAUGCCAUGAUAGAAAAAGAUGUGUACAUUCUAAAAACAAACGCAGGCAAAGUGAGGUGAAAAUACGGGAAAUUUAAUCAUCGAAACUUUUGAGUAUCGUGUGCCAGUGUCAGACUCAGUUGGGAGGUCCGACGAGAGCAUCCUCACUUGAUGACUAAAUCCUGUGAGAUCUUGCCUGCUUUUUUGUAACCUUUCUUCGUCUCUUUUCUGUUUGCUUAUCUUUGCUGCAGUGGAGUUGCAUAAUAUUUUGGAUUAGAGGGGGGGUAUGAAUAGGGUUAUGGUUUUGUGUCUAUUGUUUUUUUCACCUCGUUCUUAUCCCCAUCACAUUCAUUAUAUUCUCAUAUCUGUUGUAAAAUGGCUGUUAAUAUUCAUUCAACUUGGAAGAAAA